UAGCUCCGUAUAAAUAUCCAAACAACACUCUUCCAAAAUUACAAAACUACUUCACAUUUCCACUCCUCCCAAAAUAUUCCCCAAUUAUCUAGUAUUCAAUUUCCAUCAAAGAUAAAUCAAAUAGAGCAGUAAGUCAUUUUGCUAAUACAAAUGGAAUCCGCAACCACUCUGGGAGUGAACGGAACCAUCGUCUUUACCACCAUCGGCCGCAUUGAUUACGGCUUCGACAUCUUUUCAGUCCCCCUCCACCCCAUCUCCACCUCCACUGCCACCGAGCACCGCCUUACUGAUGGCACCACUGUCAACUUCAACGGUCAGUUUGUAGACGACAACAACUCCCUUGUCUUCAUUUCUGAACGAACUGGCUAUCCUCGUGUUUACCUUACCGGACCCGGUUCCAACAAUCCACCAGAGCAGCUUCCCUCUGCUCCGGGAAGCCUCUUCCACGACCGUCCUAUCCUACAUGGCAACCGCCUUUUCUUUGUAUCUGCUCAUCAACCUUCCGAAUCACUCUAUAAGAGCUGGUCUGCUGUUUACUCUGUCUCAAUUGAUAAUCAUAAUCAAACCAAUGAUGAUCAGAUUAAUCGGUUGACCCCAUACGGUGCCGUUGAUUACAGUCCGGCUAUUUCAAUCUCCGGUGAGUUUGUUGCUGUUGCUUCGUAUGGGUCCAAACCUUGGGGUGGCGAAUUCCACGAGCUUCACACUCAGAUUGUUGUUUUCCCUGUAACUGACCCAAAUAAACGCACCGUUUUAGCUGAGCGUGGUGGGUGGCCCACUUGGUCCGGCGAUUCUGCUAUCUACUUUCACCGUCAAUCUGAAGACGGUUGGUGGAGUAUUUACCGAGUUGCUUUCCCUGCCACCGAGUCUCCACUCCGAGUCACUCCCCCAGGUGUCCACGCUUUCACUCCCGCAGCAAUGCACGAUGGAAAGAAGAUCGCCGUUGCUACUCGCCGGAAGGAUAAAGCCUAUCGCCAUAUCGAGAUUUUUGAUACAGAGUCAGGGGAAUUCGAACCAGUUACCGAGUUGCUAAACCCAGAAUUACACCACUACAACCCGUUUGUUUCCCCGGGUUCAAAGUUCCUGGGAUACCACCGAUUUCGGGGCGGUUCAAACUCCGGUGAGCAAAAGGGGGACAAAAUAAUCCCCAACCUGGAACCAAUUGUUUCUCCAAUCAAGUCCCUGAAAAUGGUGAGACUCAACGGCUCAUUCCCUUCAUUUUCCCCCGACGGGAACUUCCUUGCAUUUAACCCAGACUUCGAAACAGGCGGAGGGGUGAAGAUCAUGAAAUCAGAUGGCUCCAAGAGGUGGACAUUGAUUAAAGGACGGGUCGCCUUCUACACCUCCUGGGCCCCAUGUUUAUCAGAUAAGAAGAAGCAUGUCAUCUUCACGUCGUUGGGUUCAAUCUUUCAGCCUGCCAGAGUAACCGUACAGGUAGCUCGCAUUACUUUCGAUGCUUCAAGCCUUGAUCCUCGUUGUGAAAACAUCGAGAAUGCUGAGAUUAAGAUCAUGACCAAUGAGGAAACGGGCAAUAACGGUUUUCCGGCGUGUUCGCCUGACGGGAAAUUGGUAGUUUUCCGAUCAGGUAGAUCGGGUCAUAAGAAUCUUUACGUAAUGGAUGCAGUAGACGGAGAAGUUGACGGAGGUAACAGUGCCCGUCAGAUAACGGAGGGGGCGUGGGUUGAUACUAUGCCCAGUUGGUCACCGGAUGGACAGGUGAUCGCUUUUUCCUCAAACCGGCAUGACCCGAGUAACCCGGUAACCUUUGGGAUAUACUUGAUUCGGCCAGACGGGUCGGACUUAAGAAGAGUACACGUGGAAGGAUCGAGUGAUUCAGACAUGGAGCGGAUAAACCACGUGUGCUUUAGCCCGAAUGGAGAGUGGUUGUUAUUCACCACCAACAUGGGUGGGGUUACGGCGGAGGCAGUUAGUUUUCCGAACCAAUUUCAACCAUACGGGGAUCUUUUUAUUGUCAAGGUGGAUGGAAGUGGGUUGAGAAGGCUGACGUGUGACGGAUACGAGAACGGAACACCUGUGUGGCAUUCUAAUGGAGAGCUUGACAUUGAAAUAGGAAACUUGUCAUUGAAUGGGAAUGUUGAGGUGGAUGGUGAUGAAUUGAAAGGUUUGCAGCCCAAGUAUUUGGGGCUACGAUGUCACCGACUCUAGGUCGGUUUAAGGCACGACACAACAUCAAAAAAACCCUUUAUUACACAAGCAUGACAAGACACUUACAUGAAACAGCGGGCCUUGUGUGGAACAUCUUUUUUUAUAUAAAAAGCGCGGCAAAUUACGUUAAUUGAGUGACAUUGAACUCUUCACGGCACAAAACGACACGAGAAUACACGUACUUGGUCGUGUCUGUGACGAUAUUUUGAAAAUUUUGACUCGACACAUACAAAACUUUUGCGUGAUCCAGGAGCUUAUCAGGCCCAUUGGGCCAAAUUAUGUAAACUCAACACCAGACACAACUUGACACGAGCACCGCACAACCCACUCCCAUCUUGACACGAGCACUUCCCGGUACAAAACGAUACGAGAACGCACGUACUUGGUCGUGUCUGUGACGAUAUUUUGAAAAUUUUGACUUGACUCAUACAAACCUUUUGCGUAAUCCAAGAGCUUAUCGGGCCAAAGUAUGUAAACUCAGCACAAGACACAGCUUGACACACCAAUCUUUAAUUCGUGGUCUCGCGGUCUAUGUACAAUGUGCCUACGUCACCAAAGUUGUCCCGUGGCUUUGUACGACUAAAAC
This is a messenger RNA of Spinacia oleracea (spinach), 2749 nucleotides long. RefSeq lists its product as uncharacterized. Lineage: Eukaryota; Viridiplantae; Streptophyta; Magnoliopsida; Caryophyllales; Amaranthaceae. The record is from RefSeq and is a predicted model, not a curated record. The transcript is spliced from 2 exons. The coding region runs from base 151 to 2163 and encodes 670 amino acids.